AUGUUGCAGGCGUUACAAAAAGACAAAAAUGUCCUCCCCUCAACCCGCCGCCUCCUGAAAGAAAGCAGCGACCUCCACAAAAACCCAAGCCCAUACUUCACAGCCGCCCCGAUAAGCGACACAAACCUCCACGACUGGCACUUCACCCUAGCUGGUCCACCUUCGCCAUCCCCCUACGCCCAAGGCCUCUACCACGGCCGCAUCACCUUCCCAGCCACAUACCCACUCCGACCGCCCUCCUUCCGCUUCCUCACGCCCUCCGGCCGCUUCGAAGUCAACCGCGAAAUCUGCCUCAGCAUCUCCGGCCACCACGAGGAGACAUGGCAGCCGGCUUGGGGGGUGCCGCACUGCGCUGUUGGGGAUCCGCGCGGGAUCGAGGUUGAGGGUGGGAUUGCUGCUCUGGAUGGGAGUGCUGGUGUUGAUGCUGGUGUCGACGGCCAGCGGGAGACGGUCGAGGCCGAGGCUGAGGCUGCUGCCCCGGCUUCUGGGGGGAAUGCUGUUCCUGUUGGAAGUGAGCAUCAGGCUCGAGGGGGUGAUGCUGUAGAGAGUACUCCGGCUCUGGAAUCUGCUUCGGCUCCUUCUGCGUCUGCAUCGGUGCCCGUGGCACAACCACAACCACAGGCACCGCUAUCUACUGUACAAACUCCGGCUACAGCUGUUAUGCCUACGCGGACAAGGUCUUCUCAUCUGGCUUCGACGGAGUCUCCAUCUGAAGGUGUCUGGCUAGACCGGGCUAUCAUUGUUGUGAUCAUUGCUCUUGUCUUGUUGAUAUUGCGCCGAGUGGCGAACGUCGACGAUCUGUAA
Messenger RNA from Penicillium mononematosum, 804 nucleotides. RefSeq names its product ubiquitin-conjugating enzyme E2. The transcript is spliced from 3 exons. NCBI's taxonomy places the organism in Eukaryota, Fungi, Ascomycota, Eurotiomycetes, Eurotiales, Aspergillaceae. The coding region runs from base 1 to 804 and encodes 267 amino acids. The record is from RefSeq and is a predicted model, not a curated record.